GAGAAAAGAAAGUGAAAGUGAGCGCGAGCUUCGGUUCGUUCUUGAGAUCACUAUGGAAUAAAGUGUCAGGAGGCUGAAUUUUACACGUUUCCAGAUGUUUGAGUUGAGAUGCAGCUGUUUGGGUCAGGUACAGAAAGAUCAGCAGUGUGAUGCAGAGAUCUACUUCCGGGAUGUGUUCCGGUAGCUGCAGUGUGUGUAAUACACCUGUACAUUCUCCACUUCAGUAGAACCUCAGAGUCAGGACAAGUGUGAGGGAGAUCUGGGAGAAGAUCACACGUUCUAAUGGAGCUCACACAGAUAAAACACCACAGAUAUUACAGAAUGGUCAUCAAACGGAGCAGUGCUCAUGCUGGAGCUGGACCCGGAGCAGUGCUCAUGUUGGAUCUGGAGCUGGAUCUGGAGCAGUGCUCAUGCUGGAGCUGGAUCUGGAGCACUGCUCAUGCUGGAGCUGGAGCUGGAUCUGGAGCAGUGCUCAUGCUGGAGCUGGAUCUGGAGCAGUGCUCAUGCUGGAGCUGGAGCUGGAGCUGGAUCUGGAGCAGUGCUCAGGGACAAUGUUCAUAAUUAAAAGCACUAUAGAAAUAAAACUGAACUGAUUAAUUAAAAAUCAUCUUCUGCACUACACGUCUGUUUCUAUAGGACGAGUGGUGUUCUUAUCUCCUGGUUUCCUCCACUUGACUCCACCUUUGCAGUGGUAUUGGAGUUGUCAUGUCUGCUCCACCAUGCAGUCCUGCACUGAUCACUGUGUCCUGCUCAUCUUCAUCGUCCUGGUCACCCCUGUACCUACACUGGCUUUUAUCACUGUAACAGUGAAGCUUCAUCAGUCUGCUAAACUCCCCUGUAAUUACACAUGUCCUGGUCUGGGCAAAUGGACCAUAUCUCAUAAUCGAGACAAUGUUCUGGCUCAGUGUGAUCAGACGUCAUGCAGCUCAGUGGAUGGAUAUAAAAUAUCCCAUGAUGAGUAUGUGAAGGGGGAUCUCUCUCUCACCAUCACUGCAGCUGAUUACACUCACAGGGGUUUAUAUACCUGUAACUGUAACAGCAUGGACGUUCGUGAUGUGCGUCUCAGCAUCGAGACUCUGAUGUCAUCAGUUGAGUUAAACCCUGGUGAGGAUCUGCUGAUGGAUUUACCUGUACCACAGUCACUGGAGGUGAUUUAUAAACCCAAAGAUUCAUCAGGUUUAUACGGUGAACAGAUCUGUACAGUGACUAAACACAUACUACAGUGUAAAGCUGAAUACACACCCAGAGCAUCACUCAGUUACCCCGAGCUCACACUGAGAGAUGUGAACAUCACCCACAGUGGCAUUUACACCAUCCGGGACGUGGAGUAUGAGGAAAAUAUUUAUAUAUACACACUGUAUGUAAUAGAGAUCCAGCGGAUUACUGACGGGCAGCCAGUAAACCAGCUGUUAGCAUGGCUUUUACCUGCUCUGACAUUGAUGAUGGGGGUAAUUAUAGGACUAGUGUGUUUUCUAAAGAUUAGAUCUAAGCUUUUGAAGUGUGUGAAGCUGCAGCAGGAGGAACAGGAGCGUUUGGAACAGGAGCGUUUACUGCAGCAGGAGGAACAGGAGAGAAUACUGAAGGAGAAACUCCUACAGGAGCGUAUGGUGAAUCAGCAAAUGGAAGAAGAGCAUGCAAUACAGCAGCAACAGCAGCAGGCCUACAUACAGCAUCUGUGGAUGUGCCUGGAGGAACGUAGAAACUCCAGUGCAGCAGGUAUGAGACAGAGGCGAGCCUACAGUGAGGCAGAUCUGAACCAAAUCAUCCUGCGUUAUCAAGAGCAAGAAAGAAACGAACAAAUUCCCGUGUUUAAAACUUCACGGAUAAGUAGUAGAACACGCAUGUCACAGCGAUCAUACAGUGAAGCAAAUGUUUCCCAGGUUGGAAGUAGACAUGCUUCAGCUGCUGAGUCACGUGACAGCCUGUACGGAUGGAGGGCACAAAUGGGAGACUGGGACUCCUCCACAGAGCAGGAUUACGCUGGAGCAGUCAUGCUGAAUCGCAGUUACAGCAGCGCCAAAUAUUCCCCAUAUUUACACGUGUCUGACUGCUACACUGAGGAAUAUUUUCAGUGGCAUACAGAUGAUGGUGUCACAGCCAGCCCAAACCAAAGUGAAGCCAUGGAUCCGUUCUCCUACAGUUCAUGGUUCUAGUGAUAUGAUGGGGUGAGAAAUGUUUUCCAGGUUACUGUUAGUCUUCAUAAUGCUGAAUGUAUUGUGCUAUUUCUUGUCUCUUUAUGGCUGAGGUCGUAAUUCCAGCAGGAUUUUAACAUGAACUCUCUGAGAAAUGCUGCUCACUGAAAGCACACUUAAAUACACCAACUCUUAUCUGUGUUGUGUGUGAAAAUCCCAGGAGAUCAGCAACUCAAAACCAACAGCCAUGCAAACCUGGUCCAUUUCACUGAAAUGUCCAGUGGUGGGGAACAAGAAAAGCCAUUUUCAGGUUGUUCUCCAACAGUGUCUGUGCAUUUGCUUGACUCCCACUGGGAAAUUGUUUUUAUAUAAUCUCAGUUUGUUAGGAAGUCAGAGCUCAGGAUCAGCUGUGAACUGGAGCAGAGGGUUGAUGGCUUCACCCCAAAACCCUCCAGGAGCAGCUUGGCAGUUCUGGGGCUUCCUCAGAAUCCCUCACUACAUAAUCAUGAAGCCUCCACUGCCUUUGAUAAAUAACAUUAAAAUAUUAAACACUAUAUUUUGGUUUACAGUCGAGAUCACAGUUUUCACUGCUGAUUUAUUUCAUGUAAAAGGAACAAUAUGCAGAAGUUCUACACUGAUACUUUACACUGGGUAAACUCUUACUGGAGCUCCUGGAUGUGAUCACCACAGAGGAGUGUAAUGAGUUUGUGUUAUAUGCAGGGAAGUGGGUUUUGGAGUGUGUAAGGGAUGUGGAUGGUGUUUAGAGAUGUUCUGAGUAAUUCAUGUUUUAGUGUUUUUGUUAUAUUUCUUGUUUAUCCUCAGAUUUCCAGUUAUUUCACAUUUCACUUGAGUUCAAGAGCAUUAAGUUUAAAAUGUAAAAAUGAGCAGUAUUGUAUAUGAGGUGUUUCAGUUUAAUUAGAAGUGUGGUGCAGAGUCUGAGUAAAGAGAAGAGUGAAGAACUACUGCACCUCUGGAAACACGGUGAAAUCCGUGAAACAGAUUGAUGAUGUUUUUAAGAAUGUAUUAGACUCUUUAUAUUGUGGGAGAGUGUGUACAGGAUUCAGAGCGUUCCUGCUGAACAAUCUUCUACUGAAACACCCUGAACACUGCUGUAGGAGAUGCACUUUAUUUAUCACCUACACUGCGUCAGAAUCCUAAAGCACUCUUUACACUCUUUACACUCUUUACACUGUUUACAGUUUACACUCUUUACACUCUUUACAGUUUGCACUCUUUACACUCUUUACACUCUUUACACUGUUUACAGUUUACACUCUUUACACUGUUUCCAUGGAGCUUUUUACAAGGACAAACGCUAUGAUUGUUAUCUUUUGGUACUUUAAUAUAAUAAUUUGGGUCGUUUGGGAAAUUAUUGUAACAGUCCAUACUACUGAUUUAUUUUUCUAUUUUUGUAUUUGUGUUUUAAAUCCUCCAUUACGUUUCCUGUGCAGAGAAAAUACUGUAUAUUAUAAAAAAAGAAAUCCUUAAUGUCAUCAUUUCAUUUGUAGAUUUAUUAAAGCGAAUGUGUUUGAA
This is a messenger RNA of Silurus meridionalis, 3665 nucleotides long. RefSeq lists its product as uncharacterized. The transcript is spliced from 8 exons. NCBI's taxonomy places the organism in Eukaryota, Metazoa, Chordata, Actinopteri, Siluriformes, Siluridae. Bases 720 to 2153 code for a protein of 477 amino acids. The record is from RefSeq and is a predicted model, not a curated record.